AUGGGUAAAUCCAAGUCAUCCGGCACUAAGGCCGCAAAGGUCGCUGACCCUCUCACAUCCGUCAAGAGCGCCGGUGUUUCCAAGGCAUCCAGCACCCCUGUCGUCAAGUCUAAGAAGCUUGCUAAGGAUGUUGCAUCCAAGGCAUCCAGCAAGGACAAGAAGAACAAGAAGAAGGUCGAGUCGUCUUCCGAGUCUGACAGCGACGACAGCGAGGAUGACUCCGACGAUGCUGAGUCUUCAGACUCUGACGCCGACUCCGACUCUGAGUCCGAGAAGCCCGCACCUAAGGCCAACGGCAAGAUCGCUGCCGCCACCAAUGGCAAGGCUAAGGCCAAGGCUGCCGUUGCUACCGAGUCUUCAGACUCUUCCGACUCCUCGGAUGCCGAGGAGGAGGGCAGCGAUGACAGUAGCGACAGCGACGAGGAUGAAGACGCCACCAAGAAGGCCAAGCCUGCUGCCGCCGCCGGUAAGAAGGUUGCCGCCAAGGAGUCUACUGACGAUUCGGAAGACUCUGAGGAUUCCGAUGACUCCGACGCGGACAGCGACGACAGCGAUGACUCGGACAAGUCUGAGGCAGAGGAGAAGAAGUCUGAACCUUCCAAGAAGCGCAAGGCUGAGGAGGAGGUCGCCGCACCAGUGAAGAAGGCCAAGGCCGAGGCUAACUCAGAUGCUCCUACAACCCUGUUUGUUGGAAACCUUGGCUGGGGUGUCACCGAUGAGUCUCUUCACGAGGCUUUCUCUGAGUGCGCUGACCUUGUCAGCGCCCGGGUCGUCACUGACAAGGCCAUGCAACGGUCCCGCGGUUUCGGAUAUGUUGACUUCUCUUCCGCUGAGGCUUGCCAGGCCGCAUUGGACAAAAUGCAAGGUUACGAGCUCGAAGGCCGUGGAUUGAGACUUGAUCCUUCCACUGCGCGUCCUGCCGAUGAUGCCACCCCUAAUGCCCGCGCCAACGACCGUGCCAAGCAACAUGGUGACAGCGUCAGCCCUGAGAGUGAUACUCUCUUCGUUGGCAACCUUCCAUUCGAAGCUGAUGAGGAUGUCAUCUCCGCAUUCUUCAAUGAGGCAGCCGAAGUCAAGAGUCUUCGAUUGCCCACUGACCAGGAGUCGGGUAACCGCAAGGGUUUUGGCUACGUGACCUUCAACAGCGUUGAGGAUGCCAAGACUGCAUUCACCAACCUGAACGGUAGUUACAUUGGCGAGGGCCGUGGUGCGCGUGCCAUCCGCCUUGACUAUGCCGCUCAAAGACAACCCGGUGAGGGUGGUCGCGGUGGCCGUGGUGGUGGUGGCUUCGGUGGGGGUCGCGGUGGUGGCCGUGGUGGAGGCCGUGGCGGUUUCGGUGGACGUGGUGGAGGCCGUGGUGACUUUGGUGGCCGUGGUGGUCGUGGCGGUGGUCGCGGUGGAUUCUCGCGAGGUGGCGGAGGAUUCCAAGGCAAGAAGACCACCUUUUAA
Molecule: messenger RNA, 1449 nt
Organism: Pseudomassariella vexata
Lineage: Eukaryota; Fungi; Ascomycota; Sordariomycetes; Amphisphaeriales; Pseudomassariaceae
Exons: 3
Coding region: 1-1449 (482 amino acids)
Molecular function (GO): RNA binding
Source: RefSeq, a predicted model, not a curated record